Messenger RNA from Carcharodon carcharias (great white shark), 4968 nucleotides. RefSeq names its product coiled-coil domain containing 61 (gene ccdc61). The transcript is spliced from 14 exons. Gene Ontology annotation, cellular component: centrosome. Bases 173 to 1834 code for a protein of 553 amino acids. The record is from RefSeq and is a predicted model, not a curated record. NCBI's taxonomy places the organism in Eukaryota, Metazoa, Chordata, Chondrichthyes, Lamniformes, Lamnidae.
CCGGGCUUCUCGCCGCCUGGAGACGGAGGCGCGGGCCGGGGAGGAGGACGGCGGCGGGGAGGAGGAGGACGGCGGCGGCGGCUGGGCGCUCGGCUUAAAAGAUCUAACUGCUCGUUGCCUCUUUCGAGGCUCCCUGGGUCUUAUCACCUUGUCCCUCUUGUCUGCCUGCACCAUGGAAGGAGGUUCUUCUGUGCAAGCAAAUUAUGUUUUCCGGGGGAUCGAGUACGUUGUCACCAUGAUGGUGACUGGAGAUGUGUUGGAGGUGGAAGUCGAGGACCGGCUGACUUCUGAGCAGUGGCGAGGAGAAUUUGAGGCUGUUUAUAUUGAGGAUGUCACUCACAAAACUGGAAACUUCAAACAGUUCUCAAUCUUCUGCAAUAUGUUGGAAUCAGCCAUCACAAAGAGCAGCGAAUCGGUGACCCUCGACCUGCUGACCUAUUCUGACCUGGAGUUGUUGAGGAACCGGAAAACUGGAGUGGCGAUGAGGCACGCGCCACCGCCGAAAUCUGGAGCACUCAAUGCCAAACGCUACCUCAUCCUCAUUUACUCGGUGGAGUUUGACAGAAUACACUAUCCACUGCCACUACCCUACGCAGGAAAGCCAGAUCCAGUCGCUCUCCAGAAAGUAAUCCGAGGACUGAAAGAGGAACUCGCCACUGUGAGAUCGAAGCAGGGCAAGGAUUACCGCGACACGGAGCUCAGGCGGCUGAGAACAGAGUUUGAGAAGUUGCUGCAGGAGAAACAGGAGCUGGAAGUCAUGAUCCUGCAGCUCCAGGAGCAGAUGAAGCUCUCCAGCACGGCGUCCGUAUCCAAAGAGGUGAAAAUCUUGAAAAAGAUCAUUCAAAGUUUGGAGGAGGAGAUGAUGAAGGAGAAAACGAAAAAUCAGAGAGCAGCAAAUAAACGGAACCAAGAAUACCGACAGGUCUUGGAUGAGCUGGAAGAGGUAAAGGCUUCAGAGCGGAAACUCAAGGUGCGAAUGAAGAGCCUGAGCACUGAGCUGAGCUUGUAUAAAACGGGUCGCCUCACUCCAGCGGGACCCUCUCCACAAAACCGAUCGAAUUUAAAUCUCAGCUCCGGCCGGCGUUCUCAGCCCAGGACAGACUCGGCCAGCAGAGUUCGAGAGGACGGUCACUCGGCCUCACGGGAAAGGAGCAAGCAGUGGUCAGGAUCCCGAGAGAGGGAGCGAUCCACGUCCAGAGAGAGAAGUAGCAGGUGGUCAACGUUCCGUGAGAGGGAAAGGUCUUCCUCCAGGGAGAGCCAGCACGGGAAUCGCUGCCGUGUCCCCGGACUGUCUCCGUCUCCAACAGGAACCCGAAAACCCCGCUUUAAUCCCACUGCAUACGUGCAUGACAAGGAGCGGAAGCAGAAGGAGACAGAGCAGAGAAACCUGAGGAAGGUAUACAGGAGCAUGAACUCCCUGACCAACGAGGAACGAGGAAGGUCAAAAUCCAGAAACUGCUCCCGCGAAGGCAGCGCUGGGAAGAUACAAGCAGGCAGCCGAAGUCGUGGUCGGAGCUCGUCAGCGGAAUUUCACCGGAGCAGAUUCUCCUCAGCGAGCUCGGCCAGUGAUUUUGAAGACAGCAGAGGACAUGCCAAGUCCAGAUUGCAGAGGGACAGAAAACCUAAGCGGCCAUUGGGAUUGGCUUCCUGGAGCAGUCCGAACUUGCCUCAGAGAAAGCCAAAACAGAAGAAAUGUUUAGCCAGCACCCCGACUAAACAAAGCAAAGCAUCUGACAAAGAAAAUUAUUUGGACUCAUGCGACCUUUCCGAAAUCGAUGCCAGGCUCAACGCGUUGCAGCAGUACAUGGAGAAGCUUGGCGCAAGGACCGAAUGAGCUAAGCAGCAGAUCCUUCAGUCGGGCACCGCACAACAAGUCAAGGGGAGGGGAGGGAGCUAGGACCGUGUGGGUGCAGACACACGACCUGCCCACACUGAUCACCAGGUCAAAAUCAGCAAAGCCAACGCGGACUAAACGAGGCUUCCUUUUCUCAAACUAGAUGGAAGAACUGUGCCUCUUUAUUUGUUUACUGUAAAUAGGAUUUUUUUAAAAAUGGGAUAAGUUUCUGGACAUUGGUGAACAUUUUGAGUCCUGUGUCACCUUCAUGUGGCCGCUACACUAUUUGACAACAUAAGGUUGUAUGCAGUUACUGGCCGUGAUUCUGCCUGAACAACAGCAAAGUGGUCAACACAAGCUAUCGUAUGCCAGGCGCAGGAGUGGGUAAAGUGUGACCGAUAUCUAGAUAUUUGACUAUCCUGGUAGCUUCUUACUUGGGAGAACGGAACCAGUAGCUGGUGAAAACAGCCUCCUAGUGCUUUUCACGUGAAUACAGGCCGUGUUUCUUCCCCCAUGUGCUAUGUUCUAUACAACAUUCCGAGAGCUGAGUGUGAAAUUAUUCCCUGGUUCUGAGUCCCACGCCACAUGAGCACAGUCAUCCGAGCCUUUCAGGGAAGGGGGCACAUGUGACGGUGCGUUCAAUGGUUGCAGAGGAAAAGGAAGUCGGUCAUUCAGCCCCUUGCUCCUGUCCCACCAUUCAUUGAGAUCUUGGCUGAUCUCUAACCAAACUCCAUAUUCCUGCCUUUGCCCCAUAUUCAUUAAUACCUUUGGUUAACAAAACUAAUUAAGUCUCUGAUUUAAGAUUAACAAUUGACCUAGCUAGCUUCAGUUGCUUUUUGUGGAACAGAAUUCUAAGCUUCUGCCAACCAUUACCACUCCCUUUGCCUUUUGUUCCAUGACAUCUUUGUUAUUUAAUCUCACCUGUCCUCUACCCUAUCCCAGACCUUCCCUUUUAUUCCACCUCCUCAAUUCUCCCUUUCCAUAGCAUAAAACCCAUCACAUUUCUGCCUCCCUUUAGCUCCGAAGAUGUUGUUUGACUCAAAUCGAUAACUAUUUUUCACUCUCCACAAAUGCUGCUUGACCUGCUAAAUUAUUCCAGCACUUCCUGUUUUUAUUCCUGCCACCUUUGCCUGCGGUAAUAUUUUCUAACCCCACUCCUGUGAGGUCUGGAGCCCGUACCAUAUUGUAAAAUAGAAGGCACGAUGGUAGUAGAAUUUUUAAUACGCUUUGCGUUCUCAAUGAAUUUGCUUCGCAAGGCUAUUAUGGAUGAACGCCAUUGGGCCAGAAUGAUUCCAGUGACCUUAUUUUAGCAUCCAAUUAUUUUUGCAAUGUUUCCAGAGUUUUCCGCCUUUUUUCACACGAUACCUGGAAGUUCAUUCCGUGUGUGUCAUUCUGAAGAAUUCCCUAAUAUCACUCCAAAAUUUACCUUUUACCAAUUUCCACCAGUGACUCUUGUUAUACAGCUGUAGUAAUUUGAGUACUAUUUGGCAUUGACCUUUUACUAUUCCCUUUAUCUUUCUUUUGUGUCCCUGUAAGAUUACUACUCAAAACCUUCCAGUCAACCCCGACCUUUGACUCUAAGGAUCAACUGGCUACACGUCUGUUCUGUGCUGCCUACAGCGCUUAAAUACGAGAACGCAGUUGGAGUAGACCAUAUGGCGCAUUCGAGCCUGCUGUGCUGUUCAGUACGAUCCUGGCUGAUUUUGAAGCUUCGACUCCAUUUCCCUGCUCCCCAUAUUCCUUAAUUCCCUGCGAGGCCAAACAUCUGUCUAUCCCAGCCUUAAAUGUAUUCAACGACAGAGCAUCCACCACCCUCCGGGAUAGAGAAUUCCAAAGGCACAGCCUUUUGAGUCUGCCUUAUGUACUGGUGACCAGAGCUGGUGUAUUCCAGGCACAGUCUGACCGGUUACUGCACAUUUUGACCUCACUGAUUCAUGUCACAUUUUGAACAUGUGGCUUUUAUUUGUAUUUUUAAAAAUUAUCUUUGAGGUAAAUGUAAUGAGCUGUUUGAUAUAGGCUGGAUGUAAUUCAGGAGCCAGACGUACUAGUGGGCAGAUUGUGUUGUCCUGUGAAAAUCUCAUUCUAAAAGUUUUUUGGGGGGGGAAGGGUUGGCAAGAGGCAUGUCAAGGCCAAGCCUGGGUGAGUAAAAUCUGUAAGUGUCACAGCUUCUGGUGUGAGUAGUUGUAUGACUUUGUGUCCGUGCUUGCAAACAACAUUAGCGAUUCUUUAUUCCGAGUGCCAAAACCUCACCCACAACUAGAUCCAGUGCUUCAAACGUUGUACCUGGCUAAUUUAAGGAACUCAGCCACUGAAUUUCCAUUUUACGAUUGCUUUUUAACUUUUAUUUUUACUUUUUGUGUGGGUCACAGGUGAGCUCAGUCCAAGUCAGUUGUCAUUCAUAAGAGUCACUGUCAGCUAAUGCAGAGCUACCAAGAGCAGCACUGGCCUGUUAAAGCUGCAUCAUUGGGUUUGGCCUGUUCUUCAUUGAUCUGAUUUGGACAAUGAGGUGCAGUUUAUCUCGUGUCCGAACGUGCGGACAACUCGGUAACCUCCCAGCUGUAGCCCUCCUAAUCUUGCGAUGAGAUACCAAACUCUAAUCUUGAAUUAGAAACUGAAAAUGCUCAACAACUGUGUCAGCAUCUAAGGUUAACACUACACUUAGGACAUUUUUGACAUAAUUCACUUUUAGAUGAGACUUCAACCAUUCGUGUUCUUUUUGUUAAAAACCUGUCUGGUUUUCACCAGGGUAGCUUCAACCCCUAACAAUGAAUCCUUUGGAGUUAACUAGAGUGAAUGGUGCAAAGCUACCAUAAGGCUAGCAAACUAGUUCAUAAAAGUGAGAGGUGGACUGUGUUUAUUUUAUCUGUAGGUCUGUGACGGUAAACAUUCUAGGUUGGCAAACUGCUUCCACUUUCAGAAUCAACCUUAGAUUCUGCUCUUACCCUCCUCCUGGUUUCAGGAGCAGGAACUGUGCUAUAAGGGUUUGGCAGACAGCUGCAAUUUGCAGUUGUCUUAGAGUCUGUUGGUGUCCCUACUGUAACAGCUGUGGUGAAAACUUAUUAUAUGUCAUCAAUAGAUUUUAUUUGUAUCAAUUUUACAAUCAUUUUGUAAAUAAAUCUUUUAGUACAAUAAAA